AUGUCCCCUGUCUCGUAUCAUAUUGCCCAAUACAAACAUGCAACCCUCGUUGAACCUAAUCCGAGUCUCGAAACUCCAGAAAAUAGUCUAGCCAUACUCUAUGAGGUUGCGUGGAGGGACCAAGAUGAAAGCGCGCUGUUCCACCAAAUGCCCGUUCGACGUGACGUUUGCAAGAUGAGGAAUAUCAAGGUCCCCGAGAAUAUGACCGUGUUGAAAUGGAAACACGAUACACCUUUCCUCAAGCUUCACAAAUUAACAGGGAUCCUGAUUAGGGAUGCAUAUUGUAGGAUGUUGCAGGCAAUUGAGUCUGCUUUGUGGCCGACGACGGAGGCAGAUAAAAGUUCAGAUGCAGCCAUGGAUGUUGAAUUGGAUUCACGGUACAAUCCUUUCAAUACCAACGUCAAACCAGAAGAAGAGGUGGAGGGUAUAGUAGUGUCUGGAGGACCUGGUAUUGGUGUGUCCGUUUGCACUACCCUGCUCCGCUCCCAUUGAACGUGACUGUAGGAAAGUCCAUGUUUAUGGUCCACAUUCUUACACUGUGUCUCCUGGCUCACCGACCUGUCGUCUGGCAGACUAAUGCAGAAGAUGUAAGGUAGACGAAACAUAAACUCAACUAGCUGCGUGACGCACGUGAUCUACCCUGAACUGCCUAAAUCAGACACAAACUAUGACAAGGAAACUCGUUCAACCACAGAGCCGAAAUCCACAAAGUAGCACCAUAGAAUUGUUAGAAUUAUGCUUUUCUACAGAAUGAUGUAACAG
Fomitiporia mediterranea MF3/22 is the source of this 762-nucleotide messenger RNA. RefSeq lists its product as uncharacterized. The record is from RefSeq and is a predicted model, not a curated record. The coding region runs from base 1 to 492 and encodes 163 amino acids. The transcript has a single exon. Lineage: Eukaryota; Fungi; Basidiomycota; Agaricomycetes; Hymenochaetales; Hymenochaetaceae.